AUGGCGGAGGCUUGUGAAAUUCCGACUGGAAGUUAUACUUUAAAAUUAGGUUCGACUUUUAGUAUUCACGCUAAUGACACGUCUUAUCACACUCUUAGAUUUGAUUUCAAGCCAAAAUCCUUGGCAUGUGAAAAAGAUACAUAUAUUGGUUUCGGUGGUGGUGGCGAUGUGCAGAUUGCUGUACAUAAUAAUGAUGACGAUUCGCUAACGAUCUAUAAAGGAUCUCAAAAACCGGUCAAAGCCUUUAAAGAAUGUUUACUAUUUUUCGAUCAUACAAGUGGUGAAUUUCGGCUUGAAAAACUUUCUACUGUUAUUUCGGUGAAAAAAACUCGAGAUACGGGUGAAUCCGACGUAUCACAACUUCGCGUGGAAAUCGAUAAAUUACGACAAAAGAAUGAAUUGUCCACAGCUAUGAAUGGUAAAAGCAUUACGAACUCAUCGAAGCGAUCAAGAAGUUCUUCAUCUUCUUCUUCAUCUUCUAGUAAUAGUGAAUCGGAGGAUUCUGAUGAAUCGUCUGCUAGGAUAUUAAAUAAUAGGGUGGCAACUGACAGUUCUCCUUCAAGUAGCGAUGGAGGAAGUAGCGGGAAAUCGAGUGGAGAUGACGAUGAUGAUGAUGAUGACGAUGAUGAUGCUUUGGAGACUGCCUUAGAACAAUUGAAUAAUAACCAUUUUAUGGAUGCUGUGGAGAAUUCAUCAAAAAAUGAUGCAUCGUCUAUUUUAAAUCAUCAAAAUAAUUCAAAGAAAAUUCUUCAUGACGAUUUACAUUUGAGCGAAAGUUCCGAUGAAGAUUGA
Messenger RNA from Dracunculus medinensis (Guinea worm), 792 nucleotides. Lineage: Eukaryota; Metazoa; Nematoda; Chromadorea; Rhabditida; Dracunculidae. The record is from the annotation of a GenBank genome assembly.